This is a messenger RNA of Argentina anserina (silverweed cinquefoil), 1888 nucleotides long. RefSeq lists its product as uncharacterized. NCBI's taxonomy places the organism in Eukaryota, Viridiplantae, Streptophyta, Magnoliopsida, Rosales, Rosaceae. Gene Ontology annotation, biological process: protein transport. The transcript has 8 exons. Bases 37 to 1650 code for a protein of 537 amino acids. The record is from RefSeq and is a predicted model, not a curated record.
CUCUCUCACAUCGACGACAGACCCCGUCGGCUUGUAAUGGCCACCCCAACCGACCCAACAACCCCCCGCCACCCAAAGCCCAUCGCCAACCUCUUCUCCCUCUUCGCCGCCCCCAAAACGACGCCGUCCGACUCCUCCCCCAUCGCCGUAAAGCGCCUCGCCUACUUCUUCCCCAUCUCCCCCAAACCAAUCCUCCUCUCUCCCCUCCCUCCUCCUCCUCAGCCCGCCGCCGUCAACACCCCCGCGCCGGCGCCGGCGUCGGAGUCCAAAUCGUCGACUUUCCCCGGGAAGAUUAAGGUCGCCGGUCUGAGUUCGAUGAUCAAGGGCAGUGGGCCCGCCUUUGUGGGCCAGGUCUUCAGUAUGUGCGACCUCUCCGGCACUGGGCUCAUGGCCGUCACCAACCAGUUCGAUAUUCCCUUCAUUUCUCAAAGGACUCCUGAGUGGCUCAAGAAGAUGUUUGCUUCGGCUACUAAUGGCGAGAGGGAUGACGGCCCGGUGUUUCGGUUCUUUAUGGAUUUGGGGGAUGCAGUUACGUAUGUGAAGCGGCUGAAUAUUCCGAGUGGGGUGGUGGGUGCUUGUCGUCUCGAUUUGGCUUUUGAGCAUUUUAAGCAAAAGCCCCACCUAUUUCAGUUUGUUCCAAAUGAGAAACAGGUCAGGGCAGCUAACAAGCUUCUAAAAGGAAAUGCACAGAAUGGCAAGUGCAUAAGGGUUGACGGUGUCCCAGUUUUUAGUGCUCAAAAUUUGGAUAUUGCAAUAGCAAGUCCAGAUGGGAUCAAAUGGUAUACCCCCUACUUUUUUGAUAAAAACAUGCUUGAUAACAUUCUUGAGGAAUCCGUAGAUCAACAUUUCCAUACUUUAAUUCAAACUCGGCACAUGCAGCGACGAAGGGAUGUGGUUGAUGACAACUUGGCUGCAGAAGUGAUUGAAGAGAUGGGAGAUAAUUUAUGGGAACCUCCUGAGGUUCAAGAAGUGAUGGAUGAAAUAGGGAAUCCUGGAAUACCAUUGAGCGUCAUAUCAAAAGCAGCUGAAAUGCAGCUUCACUAUACAGUCGACAAAGUUAUUCUGGGUAAUAGGUGGCUAAGGAAGGCAACUGGCAUUCAACCAAAAUUUCCUUAUAUGGUCGACACUUUCGAGAGAAGGAGUGUGGCCUCUUUCCUUCGAGCUUCCGAGUCGACCAUGUGCCUUUCCGAUUCUGAAGCUGUUGAUGAUCACAAGGAUUCUCUACAAACUAGCACAUCUGAGAUACAAGCAAAGGAUGAUGUGCAGACCAACACGAGAAGCAAAUCCAGCCACUGGUUUCCUUUUGGAGAUUGGUUUAGUCAUAUGUGGUUGAAACAAAAGGAUAAAGAUGGAAUCUUAUCCACACAAUACAUAGAUGAGACCUCACAACUAAAUGUGCACCUUCCUAAGAUUACAAUGGUUGGCAUUUCAUCAACUGGUGAGGCAGGGACCAUGAGUAGAGAAAGUGUAAGGAAAACAAUGGAUGACUUAACCAAAGAACUGGAGCAGACGGAUCCAGAAAAGGCCAGUGGUAUUGAGGCCACUAAUGAGUUUAGAUUUGAAGAUAUAGAUCCACUUUUUGUAGCAAAUGUGGGUGAUUACUAUUCUGGCAAGGCAAAGGGUGGAGCACGAUUUAGGGUACGUGAAUGAAACAGUUAAGAGUUCCACUUACUCACAAGCAGGUGACAUUUUUGCUCCUUUGGAUAUAGUAGUGAAUAGAUAUGCGACCCCCUGCCAAAUAUGAAGAAAAUGCAUUGUGAAUACCAUGUAUUCUUUCAUGCUUUUGGAUGUAGUCAUGUAGAAUGUGUCUCACCAUAAGAAGUCUGCGAAUUGGUGUAAAAUGGUAUAUCAUAUUCAAUAUGAAGCUGUCAGAGAUUGUGAUGUGGUA